This is a messenger RNA of Grammomys surdaster, 3674 nucleotides long. RefSeq names its product peptidylprolyl isomerase like 2 (gene Ppil2). Gene Ontology annotation, cellular component: catalytic step 2 spliceosome. Gene Ontology annotation, molecular function: peptidyl-prolyl cis-trans isomerase activity; ubiquitin-ubiquitin ligase activity. Bases 75 to 1646 code for a protein of 523 amino acids. The record is from RefSeq and is a predicted model, not a curated record. Gene Ontology annotation, biological process: protein folding; protein polyubiquitination; protein peptidyl-prolyl isomerization. The transcript has 20 exons. NCBI's taxonomy places the organism in Eukaryota, Metazoa, Chordata, Mammalia, Rodentia, Muridae.
CUCCGGAAGUAGUUGAGAAAGCGGAAGCGCCGGACUCAGGGUGUCGACUGUGUUCUCUUCGGUUCGUCGCCACCAUGGGGAAGCGACAGCACCAGAAGGACAAGAUGUACAUCACCUGUGCUGAGUACACUCACUUCUAUGGUGGCAGGAAGCCAGAUAUCACACAGACAAGUUUUCGCCGCUUACCUUUUGACCACUGCAGUCUCUCUCUCCAGCCUUUUGUCUACCCAGUCUGCACCCCGGAAGGUGUCGUCUUUGACUUGCUGAACAUUGUUCCAUGGCUUAAGAAGUAUGGGACCAAUCCCAGCAAUGGAGAGAAACUUGAUGGGAAGUCCCUGAUCAAGCUGAACUUUGCAAAGAACAGUGAAGGGCAGUACCACUGUCCAGUGCUGUACUCCGUGUUCACCGACAACACCCAUAUUGUGGCCAUCAGGACAACUGGCAACGUCUACACCUAUGAGGCAGUGGAGCAGCUCAACAUCAAGGCCAAGAACUUGAGGGACCUGUUAACUGAUGAGCCCUUUUCCAGGCAAGACAUCAUCACCCUGCAGGACCCCACCAAUUUGGACAAAUUCAAUGUUAGCAACUUCUUCCAUGUGAAGAAUAACAUGAGAAUAACAGAUCCAGAUGAGGAAAAGGCCAAACAGGAUCCAUCUUACUAUUUGAAAAAUACAAAUGCGGAGACGCGAGAGACGCUGCAGGAGCUCUACAAAGAGUUCAAAGGAGAUGAGAUUUUGGCAGCUACCAUGAAGCCACCUGAGAAGAAGAAGGUGGACCAACUGAAUGCCGCCCACUACUCCACAGGGAAGGUCAGUGCGUCCUUCACCUCUACUGCCAUGGUUCCUGAGACCACGCAUGAAGCAGCUGUCAUUGAUGAGGACGUACUGCGGUACCAGUUUGUGAAGAAGAAAGGCUAUGUGCGGCUACACACCAGCAAGGGCGACCUCAACCUGGAGCUGCACUGUGACCUGACUCCAAAAACUUGUGAAAACUUCAUCAAGCUCUGCAAGAAACAGUAUUAUGAUGGGACCAUCUUUCACAGGUCCAUCAGGAACUUUGUGAUCCAGGGCGGUGACCCCACAGGUACAGGUACAGGUGGAGAGUCAUAUUGGGGCAAGCCUUUCAAGGAUGAGUUCCGUCCCAACCUUUCACACACAGGCCGUGGGGUGCUCAGCAUGGCCAAUUCUGGGCCCAACACCAACAAGUCUCAGUUCUUCAUCACAUUCCGAUCCUGUGCUUACUUGGAUAAGAAGCAUACCAUCUUUGGACGGGUUGUUGGGGGCUUUGACACGCUGACAGCUAUGGAGAAUGUAGAGAGUGACCCCAAAACUGACCGUCCUAAGGAGGAAGUGCGCAUAUGCACAACCACAGUGUUUGUGGACCCCUAUGAGGAGGCUGAUGCCCAGAUUGCCCAGGAACGGAAGAAGACACAGCACCAGGUGGAUCCAGAGGCCAAGGUCAAGGUCAAGAUGAAUCAGCCCCAGCCUGGAAACCAGGGCCCCCAGACAUACCGCCAGGGGGUCGGCAAGUACAUUAACCCUGCGGCCACGAAACGAGCAGCAGAGGAAGAACCUUCCACCAGCGCUACCAUCCCCAUGGCCAAGAAAAGGCCCAGUCGGGGCUUUGGGGACUUCAGCUCCUGGUAGCAGCAGGCUGGCGUCAGGGAUCCUGGUAGGGAUUGGAGGGCUGUGGGCUUCCAGGUCUGUCCCUGAGCUUUCUGCCCUUGUCAUCAGUUUGAGCUAUGAGCCAAUAAACCUGUUGCCUACGACCUGGGUCCAGUUUUGGCCCCUGGGACUCCUGGCAUUUCCCAUCCUCAUCUGGUGCUAAUGGUCUCUGCCUCAGGAUGGCUGUGUGCUCACUCAACACAUUCCUUGGCCAGUGCUACCACCUGUGUGUCCUGUUAAAAAUGGAGGUUUUAAAGGGGCCCCUAUAGUCCCAGCAUUCAGAAUACCAAGGCACAAGGGGUGGAGCGUUCAAGGCCAACCAUGGCUGUCUCAAGAGAAGUGUAGAUAAGGAGAUUGAGAUCUGGAUCCUGAGGCAGGAGCUUCUACCCGCAGGCUGUUGUGACAAAGCCUUAUGGUCUUUCUCACCUCGAUACCACUUCAACAAAGUGCUUGUCCUCCCCUUGCUUGGGACAGGCAUGUUUGUUGUCCUGUCUACUCAGUUGCCUACCUCUCUGCAUCAACUAUGAGUGACCUGUUGAGUCCAGGUGCCUCUCAUAGCAUGUGCUCUUAUGUGAGCCGAAGACAGGUGGCUCCUUCUGACUCUUCUGUUUUUCAGACAGUCUGUCUUAUACUCUUGGCUGUCCUACAAGUCACUAUGUAAUACUAAGUUGGCCUUGAACUCAGAGAUACACUACCUCCCCAAGUAGGAUUAAAGGCAGUUGCCGCCAUGCCUGGCUUACCAACUUUUGAUUUUAGGACAGUUUUCAGUGUGUGUGGUGAAAAGGACCCAUUGGGCCCACGUGUCCAAACCACUCACAGCCACCUGCUUUUCAGUGCUUUCCACCGCUGUGUAAGUGUGGGCAGAUUCCCCCUCUGGAGGAGACAGCAGUGUUAUGUCACUAAGUGCCAUCCUUAGAGUAUGCCACAUAACAUUGUAACUUAGACUUGAUUUUUACCCCAAAUCUUGAAUCUACAAAAUCUCCAAAGUUGUUGAUUCUGGGAUGUAGCUAGUAUUUGUUUGCAUUUCUGAUGUUAAACCUUUUGUGUCUUUGGGAGUCUGCCUUGCUUUACUGCCCUGCCUUCCCCCUCUCCACUUCCAGUUGCUGUUGCAUGACUGCUGCUCACCUUGAUACUUCUUGAUACACCUUGAUACUGCUCACCUUGAUACUUCUCCAGCCCAGCACACGACAGCCACCUGCCUGGGCUGUCAGUCCACAUCCAAGACUGCAUUGCCCUUCCACCCUGCCUUCCUAUACCUCUGUCAACUCCUCUGGCUAUAGCCGGAUACCUCACAGUUAUGACAGGUCACAAUGUGGGUCUAGAUACAGCAGGUAGGAGUACCAUCAAGGCCACACAAGAUCCUGUCCUCUAAAAUAAAAACAAGAAACAAAAGAGGCAGAUUGUGAGAGCUUGGACUGAGUCCCAGCAGGGGGGCUCUGCAGGGAGAGGGGCUGCUGGUGCCUAACUGUGUUCUCACAAUCUUCUCAGGCCAUACUUAAAAGCUCCCUACAAGGUGGUGGUAGAAGCAUCAGGAACCCAGAAGCCCUGGGUCCUCAACGGGCUGUGGAUGCUGCAGGAGUGUGGUUCGUCUCCCACAGCACGGCCUCCUAGAUGGCGAGCCGCUUCGGAAACCUUGCUGUUGACAACAGAAGCUUUAUUUUUAUACCUCACACAGACAUGCCACCAAGGGCUGACAGCUUUGGCUACAGACAGGGAGGCCAAGGGCACUCUGUAUGCUUGGGCUUGCUUUCCUCUGCUCAUGGUGAACUCGCAGUUGCUUCCACAUCACUCUACUGUCAGCCUUGCUCAGCAGCCUGCACCUGUCCCAUGGGCAGCUGUGUCCUCUUCUCUUGCCCUCCAGCACAGAGGACAGGCCACCGGGGCUUGCAUUUCCAUGAGUUGGUUGUCUACAGCUUAAAUGGUAGUUUUUUGGACAGUAAAGACACUUGGAUUUUGAAAACUGUCUGAUGAGGUCAUCAGAAAAUAAAGGACUUUUUUGAGAAAGAAAAA